Molecule: messenger RNA, 2063 nt
Organism: Mollisia scopiformis
Lineage: Eukaryota; Fungi; Ascomycota; Leotiomycetes; Helotiales; Mollisiaceae
Product: alpha/beta-hydrolase
Exons: 4
Coding region: 187-1935 (582 amino acids)
Molecular function (GO): dipeptidyl-peptidase activity
Source: RefSeq, a predicted model, not a curated record
CGGAAGAGAAUUACAAGUACCCGGAUGAGCUGUGCUUUGUUUUGUGGUGCCCGCUUGCGAAUAUAAUGACUGAUGGCACAUCCGCUAAUGAGCUCGUCGAGGACAUCACAUCGCAAGUGGAUAAAGAGGCACUCAAUCCUAUUCAAUCUGUUUCAUUUUGCUUUUCGAUAACGAGGAAUCGUAUCCAUGUCUCAUUUCAAAGUUGGGUCAGUAGAAGUCCAUCAGCGACCAACACAGCGACUCUCAGACCCUCCCAAGGAACCAGAAACACUUGAGCUCUAUCAAGGGCACAAACGAGGGCCACAAUACCGUUCGCUGCCUUGUGAUAUCAUUCUAGAUAGGAACUUCGUCCUCACACUGCGAGAUGGGACCAAGAUACGAACGGACAUUUUCCGUGCUAAGACUGAAGAGAAGAGUCCUGCAAUUGUUAUGUGGGGUCCAUAUGGUAAAAGUGGCGAUGGGGUACUUAACCUAAAAGUCUUUUCGCAUCGAGCAGGAGUUCCACAAGAGUGUUUAUCCGGCUACGAUAGUUUCGAAGGUGUGAGACUCGAUCCCGCAGAAUGGGUUCCAAAAGGCUUCACUAUUGUCAACGUAAACGCUCGAGGAGCUGGAGAUUCGGAGGGUGAUCUACGCUGGUGGGGAACUGCUGAAGGACGCGAUGGGUAUGAUGCGAUUGAGGAGGUUGCCAAACUACCAUGGUGUAAUGGCAAAGUGGCAAUGGCAGGCAACUCCUGGCUUGCGAUGGUCCAGUGGUUUGUUGCUGCUGAGCAACCACCUCAUCUGGUCUGUAUCGCGCCAUUAGAAGGAUCUGGGGAUCCUUAUAGAGAAGACUGCUUCAGAGGUGGAGUCCCGAGGUUCGCAUUCUCAACCAUCGUUGGUGGGAUGUUGCAAGGCAGAGGGCAGCAAGAAGACAUCACGGCGAUGAACAAGCUCAAUCCUAACUCAAGUGAAUACUGGGAGGACAAACGAGCGGAUAUGUCAAAGAUAAAUGUCCCCGCUUAUAUACUUGGCAGCUUUUCAACGAGCAUUCAUACACUAGGUUCCAUCAGAGGCUUCGAAGAGAUUCCCCAUCUGGAAAAAUGGUUGACUAUUCACGCAACCCAAGAAUGGUACGACCUUUACUCCGAAGAGCGCACCACGGACCUCCACAAAUUUUUCGACUACUAUCUCAAGGGCGCGCAGAAUGAAUGGCCCACCACACCCAAAGUGCGCUAUGCAUUACUUAACUACACAGAACCGGCUUACGUGAAUCUGCCGUUUCCAGAUUUACCAUGGAAUCUCCCAUUGGCUCAUUCUCAGAGACUUUACUUGUCUGCUAAUCAUACUCUCUCGGAAACACCAAUGCAAGAAUCAGCCGUUCUGAAGUAUUCUGCAGACUCUGCGAAGAACGACGGACUCGCUUUCGAGCACACUUUCAAUUCGAAGACAAUACUUGUGGGACCUUCCUCGCUAGUUAUCAGUAUUGCCUCACCGUCACAUAACGACAUGGACAUCUACACCCGGAUACGAAAAGCCUCUCCCGGUGGCGACUUUCUCUACCACCAGAACAUCCCUCUUCCUCAAGGUGCCGAAGUCCCCGAAACAAGCGUGUUCCGGUAUCUGGGACCUUCAGGUAUGCUACGUGCCUCUCGAUGGCACAUCUCCAGUGAACUCUCUACGAAGAACUGGAAGGUACUAUCUAAUAAUAAUCCGGAGCCUGUGGCACCCGGGCAAACGAUUAGACUGGAGAUCAUGCUCUGGCCUACUGGUAUUGUGUUUGAGCCGGGCGAGAAGAUGGUGUUAGAGAUUACUGGACAAGACUCGGGGUUGACGGAUUUCCCAAUUCCGCCGGAGAUGAUUGUGAAUGGGAACGUAGGGGAGCAUCAUGUUAGUGUGGGUAGUGGAGAAGAAAGUUACUUGGAAUUUAGUACGAUUGCACUAGGUUAUGAGAGUUGAAUGGGGUCGCCCAAAAUUGAGAGGAUAAUAGCCGGUGUAACGUGUGACAGCAACAGACAUCUUGAAAAGAAGAUAUAGCAAUGUUGUAUUAUCUAAUUUUUAGAGACGAUGGACUUGUUCUCAAUAUC